This is a messenger RNA of Drosophila elegans, 287 nucleotides long. RefSeq names its product daisho1. The transcript has 2 exons. The record is from RefSeq and is a predicted model, not a curated record. NCBI's taxonomy places the organism in Eukaryota, Metazoa, Arthropoda, Insecta, Diptera, Drosophilidae. Bases 87 to 215 code for a protein of 42 amino acids.
GCAUCAGUUACUCAGUUGUACACCAAAGCCAACCAGCAAACCAACAAACCACCAAACCACCAAACCACCAAACCACCCAAAUCAACAUGAAGUUCUUCCAAGCCGCUGCCCUCCUUCUGGCCAUGUUCGCUGCCCUCGCCAAUGCUGAGCCCGUUCCCCAACCCGGAACCGUGCUCAUCCAGACCGACAACACCCAGUACAUCCGCACCGGUUAGGACUUGGGAAUGACUUCGAAUUGCUUAGCUAUCCUAUUUUGAUUUUCAAAUAAACAAAAUUAAAUAAACAAA